AUGCGGCGCAAGAAAUGAUUUCGGCCCGGACACCUGCUGCUGGUGACUCAGGAUGACCAAGGAGCCUUGCAGAUGGACUGCCCCUUCGUCCCUUCAGAUUGUCGCUACCUCGGCUACCUGGAGGAGAUUCCUUUUUCCAUGGUCACCGUGGACACGUGCUAUGGGGGUCUUGAAGGUAUUAUGAAGUUGGAUGACCUUGCGUAUGAAAUCAAACCCCUCAAGGAUUCGGAAAGGUUUGAACAUGUGGUUUCUCAGAUAGUGGCAGAUGCCGGUGCAACAGGACCUGCGUAUGGACCGGGACACAAGGAGGAUAGACACCCACCGUCCCCUGAAGCAGAUGUCAGUGUAGCCCCCAGGAGUGGUGCUAGGGUGUUUGCAGCACAUAAGGGAAUCAUGAAAGGUUUUGUUCAAUAUUCUAAUUCAAUGUAUCGUGUAUACAACAGUGUGUCUAAGUGUGUGGAAACCCUGGUACGUAUGUGUAGUAUAGUGGACUCCUUUCAACAAGGUCUUGCUGUCAGGUUCUAUCUAGUCGCAGUGGCACUAUUUAAUGAAAGAGAUCCAACUGUCAUGAAUGACUAUAGAGUACCAGGUGGUGCAUACGCUCGUUAUCACGCAAAGAAUUUCAGACGAGUCAUAGAAAGCACUUCAUCCUUGAUGGUAAUCCGUGAUGGACCACGGCCAGGCCAGUUUGAGCCAGAGACCUAUCCCGUAUGUAACACCAGUCGUAGCCUGCUCUUCGUUGGUUAUCUAGGCAGACAUUAUUUAAUGUUAGCUAUUGUGUCAACUCAACUCAUUGGGAGAAGUUUUGGUCUGUGGUAUGACGGUGAUAACUGCUAUUGCAUGCGAAGGACCACCUGCCUUAUGGCAAAAUACCCAGGCUUGACAGAUACCUUCAGUGACUGCUCCAUCGGGCACUGGUGGAACAUAGUAGCGAUACGGGGCAGUUGUAUAUUUAACACGACGGUGAGCGAUUUUAAUGAAAGCCUGAUAAAGACGCGUUGUGGAAACUAUAUAGUAGAGGACUGGGAGCAGUGUGACUGUGGCCCCUUCAAGCAGUGUUAUAGCAACAAAUGCUGCGAGUAUGACCGUAUGUUGGCGGAAGGGGCUACUUGUAAUGAAGGACUAUGCUGUACAGACUGUAUCUACUCUGAACCUGGGACACUCGGCAGACCAAUCCAAAAUACAUGUGAUCUUCCAGAGUACUGUUUUGGAACAACCAGUCAAUGCCCGGAAGACUUUUAUAUGCAGGCUGGAACGCCCUGUACUGAAGAAGGCUACUGCUAUCAUGGAAACUGCACUGACCGCACCAUGCACUGCAGAGAAAUCUUUGGAAGACACACUACUAACCCUCAUGAUGUCUGCUAUACAAUAAAUCGAAAAGCCAAUCGAUUUGGACACUGCAUAAGAAAUGAUAGGGUGUUGAACCAUGCUGCUUGUGGAGAAGCAGACAUAAAAUGUGGAAGGCUGCAGUGUAGCAAUGUCACUCAUGUUCCCCGGUUGCAGGAACAUGUUUCAUUCCAUCAGUCAGAGAUCUCAGGGGUCUGGUGUUGGGGGGUAGGCCGUCACUAUUCCCCAGAAACAACUGAUGUUGGUCAUGUGAGAAGUGGUACCCCCUGUGCUCCUGAGAGGUUCUGUCUCAAUAGCACCUGCAGUGCUCGUAUAGAUGCAAUAACUUAUGACUGUCCCCCUAAGAAAUGCAAUCAUAGAGGAAUUUGCAACAAUAGAAGGAAUUGCCAUUGCCACGUAGGCUGGGAGCCUCCACUGUGCUUAAAGAGAGGUCCUGGAGGGAGCACGGACAGCGGACCCAGUUCAAGGAGAAUUCGCUCAGCAGAAACAAGCCAAGCCUCGAUCCUAUAUUUGAAACUGGUCUUUGGUCGCAUUUAUGCCUUCAUAGCUGCACUCCUCUUUGGUGUGGCCACCAAUGUUAAAAAUGUCAAGACCUCCAGAGUUAAGGUAGUGUAGUAGGUGAUAAAUAAAUUAUAAACCAGCCUCCCGACCCCUGUACAACCACUGGUAAUGUAGAAGUAAUAUCAAUAUAUAUGAUGAAAUCAGUAAUAAGAUGGCAAAGAUGAAUAUCAUGUUCUUGAAGUCUGCAGGAGAGGACGGCGGGUUUCUGUACAUCAGGGGCGGUCGAGAGGCAUCGAUGUUCUCACAUCAGGUCUCUUUGAUAGGUCGCUGAUCAGCGCUCCGAAAUAAAUCUUG
Molecule: messenger RNA, 2202 nt
Organism: Lagenorhynchus albirostris (white-beaked dolphin)
Lineage: Eukaryota; Metazoa; Chordata; Mammalia; Artiodactyla; Delphinidae
Product: disintegrin and metalloproteinase domain-containing protein 29-like
Exons: 1
Biological process (GO): proteolysis; male gonad development
Cellular component (GO): sperm head plasma membrane; external side of plasma membrane; plasma membrane
Molecular function (GO): metalloendopeptidase activity
Source: RefSeq, a predicted model, not a curated record